Molecule: messenger RNA, 1540 nt
Organism: Antechinus flavipes (yellow-footed antechinus)
Lineage: Eukaryota; Metazoa; Chordata; Mammalia; Dasyuromorphia; Dasyuridae
Gene: PRODH2
Product: proline dehydrogenase 2
Exons: 10
Coding region: 74-1459 (461 amino acids)
Cellular component (GO): mitochondrion
Molecular function (GO): FAD binding; proline dehydrogenase activity
Source: RefSeq, a predicted model, not a curated record
CAUCUGAGAGGUGGUUCCAUUGAUUGCCCUAAGGCUCCCUUCUGUUGAGGCUCGAGUCUGGGAUUCAGGCCGAAUGCUUCGAAGGGGCCGACUGCUACUGUCCCGGGGGGUUUCCCAGCUGCAGGGUUCAGGAGCCCAGAGGCCCGUUUUGCGGUUUGAUGGAGAAGCUUUCCGUCUCAAAAGGACGGGGGAACUAGUCCGGGCUUUGCUGGUGCUUCGGCUCUGCGCGUGGCCCCCGUUGGUCACUCAUGGUCUGACGCUUCUCUCUUGGUCUCGGAGGCUCCUGGGUUCCCGGCUCUCUGGGGCUCUACUCCGGGCUUCGGUGUAUGGGCAGUUUGUGGCCGGGGAGACCACGGCCGAGGUGCAGGACUCUGUGCAGAGGCUCCAGGGACUGGGGCUGCGGCCCCUGCUGGCUGUGCCCAUUGAGGAGGAGCCGGGGACGGAUCGGGGAGGAGAAGCCUGGUACGAGGGCAACCUCCACGCCAUGCUGCACUGUGUGGACCUGUCCUGCGGGCCCCCGGACUCCCCGCAAUCCCAGCCAGUGCUCAUGCAGCUCAAAGUGACCGCCCUGACCAGUGCCCUCCUCUGUAAGGAACUGACGCUCAGGCUCGGGGAGCCCCACACCGCCAAGGAGCUGAGUCCCGAAAGGCUAGCUGCCGCCAUGGAGAGCGGUGAGGACCUCGGGAUUUCCAGUCUCAGUUCUGAGCAGAACCAGCAUCUCGGAGCCUCCCUGAACCGCUUCCACCGCAUCGCUCAGUACGCCCGGAGCCGGGGGGUGCGGCUGCUGGUGGACGCCGAGUACACGUCUCUGAACCCGGCCCUGUCCCUGUUCGUCUCCUCCCUGGCCCAGCGCUGGAACUGCCCGGAGGCGGCGGGCGGGGAUGGGACCCCCUGGGUGUGGAACACCUACCAGGCCUAUCUGCAGGACACGCACGAGCGGCUGACCCAGGCAGCGGAGGAGGCAGCGCGCAAAGGCCUGGGCUUUGGGGUGAAGUUGGUCCGCGGCGCCUACCUGGAGAGCGAGCGGGCGCUGGCCCGGCAGAGGGGGGCGGCGGACCCCACCCAGCCCGACUACGAGGCCACCAGCCGAAGUUACAGCCGCUGCCUGGAGCUGAUGCUGGGACACGUUGGCCGCCGGGGCUCACGGUGUCAGCUCAUGGUCGCUUCCCACAAUGAAGAGUCUGUGCAUCAGGCGGUCAAAAGGAUGUCUGACCUGGGCAUUCCCCCGGACGGGCCCGUGUGCUUCGGACAGUUGCUGGGCAUGUGCGACCACGUCUCCCUUGCCCUGGGGCAGGCCGGCUACGCCAUCUACAAGUCCAUCCCCUACGGCUCUCUGGACGAGGUGAUUCCCUACCUGUUGCGCAGGGCCCAGGAGAACCGGAGUGUGCUUCAGGGGGCCAGGAGAGAGCAGGGUCUGCUGAGCCAGGAACUCCUCCGACGGCUGUCUCGCAGCCCUUAGGGCGUCGCCCCGCGUUUCCACCUCAUCUCUGGCCUCUCCUCUCCUCACCCCAACAUCUGACAUUAAAGAUCCCUAAGAAAA